Messenger RNA from Dendrobium catenatum, 1113 nucleotides. Its product is annotated as probable U6 snRNA-associated Sm-like protein LSm4. Lineage: Eukaryota; Viridiplantae; Streptophyta; Magnoliopsida; Asparagales; Orchidaceae. Gene Ontology annotation, molecular function: U6 snRNA binding. Gene Ontology annotation, biological process: nuclear-transcribed mRNA catabolic process; mRNA splicing, via spliceosome; spliceosomal snRNP assembly. The coding region runs from base 251 to 697 and encodes 148 amino acids. The transcript is spliced from 7 exons. Gene Ontology annotation, cellular component: U6 snRNP; spliceosomal tri-snRNP complex; P-body. The record is from RefSeq and is a predicted model, not a curated record.
CCGCAAAAUUGACUCUGAAAACCUAAGCUUCAUUUCCAGUCUCUUCAAAGAAUCAUAGUUGAAAAAAUACAUAUCAACAUCCGGAUUUUUGGUCGGGAGGGUUUUUCUUUGUUUCGCUUAUUCUUAUGAUCCUGCGGUCCAAGAGAAUCGAACUUCGUGCAGGAUUUCUUUGCCGGAACUUGGAAUCUGAGUUUUUAUACGCUUUUUGAUAAGCUGUUUCCAACGGUGCAGUCCAACUCAACCGGAGAAGAUGCUUCCUCUUUCUCUUUUGAAGACGGCGCUGGGGCAUCCUAUGCUAGUCGAAUUGAAGAACGGGGAAACUUAUAACGGGCAUCUGGUGAAUUGUGAUACUUGGAUGAACAUUCACCUCAGGGAGGUCAUUUGCACCUCAAAGGAUGGAGACAGGUUUUGGAGGAUGCCUGAGUGUUACAUACGUGGGAACACAAUCAAGUACCUUAGGGUUCCUGACGAGGUUAUUGACAAGGUUCAAGAAGAAACUAACAAAAGCCGCUCUGACAGAAAACCCCCUGGGGUAGGCCGGGGAAGAGGAAGAGGUAGAGAGGAUGGCAGCAAUACACAAUCUAAAGGAAUUGGAAGAGGUUCUAAUGACAACAAAGUUUCGGGUGGUGGCCGUGGCAGGGGCGGACAUGGUGGUAGAGGAGGUGGUAGAGGUGGAGGGCGUGGGCGUGGCGCAUGAAACGUCCCACAAAGAGAGAAUGGUUAUAUUUAUUUGAACAAGUCUCUUUUUUAUCUCUGCAGCGUAAUUUGUUCAAUGUGAAGUUCUUAUGUUUUAUGAAUGUUAGGGUGUUGUAACUCUUGCCUUCUAUGAUCUCGAAAAAAUACAGAAAGUUGGCAUAUUUUAAUCGAUAUCGAAGGAUGUAUGGAAGAAAUGGAUGGUGCUUUCUCGUGUUCUUCUCGAUGUUUGUUGCUACAACUAAAUGCUCUGCUGCAACUACGGUUUCAGCGCUCAGAUGCUUGACCUUUGCUUGAACAAGGUCAGGCUUUUUUUUUUUAUUCGAAAACUCCAGUCAAACUAUAUAACGAAGUUUAUUUUUCUUUUAAUUUGUAUCCUGGUGACAAUAAUUUUUCAUGAUUAUAUAACUAUUUUUUAUU